Messenger RNA from Galendromus occidentalis (western predatory mite), 2571 nucleotides. Its product is annotated as rhoGEF domain-containing protein gxcI. Bases 1 to 2571 code for a protein of 856 amino acids. The transcript has 3 exons. The record is from RefSeq and is a predicted model, not a curated record. NCBI's taxonomy places the organism in Eukaryota, Metazoa, Arthropoda, Arachnida, Mesostigmata, Phytoseiidae.
AUGGGCAAUUCGAACUCACAACAGCUUCAGCUAGAUCCGGAAAAAUAUUUUCUGCACAGAGACCGAACAUGGAGCCAUCAUCAGGGGCAUCUGAUAGUGCCGCUGACGGACGCUGUCAUUCAGCGGAAAAUGCUCCGGAAUACUGAAAACGGUGUCAUCCUGCAGAAUGAAGGCACAAUCAGUCAGCGAAGGAGGUCCAUGCGGCAUCCGGACGAGGGAAUGUUCGCGUUGAGUCCGAGUCGACGAACGCUCUCAGAUUCAGACCUUUCCAGAACGCCAUUCGACCACGUCAUGGUACCGAACAUGGACAGCUUCACCCAGAAAAGCGUGAUAGCUGUCUCUCCUUCGAAGGCCAAAAUUAAACUCCGGAAGAAUAAGGGCAAGGCACCCGAGCCUCCGGGACCACCCCUGGACCCGCGCGACGCUCAGCGACGUUUCGUCCGAUCGAAUUCGUCUCUGUGUCCCCGGACAUGGGAAAACGAGUUCAACAGUUUGAACCUGGACAGACAGCCAAGAUGCGAUUCGAGAAACCGGCAGCCGGUUCCGCAGAAGAGUCGGCAUUCCAGGCCGGAACCUAAUUUAUCACGCAGCAGACAACAGGAGAAAAAUGUGAACGGGUCACAAAAGUCAAUUUCCUCGUUAAAUUCUCACAGAUCGUCCCCGCGGAGCACAGCUGCACCCAUUAAUAUGAAACAGCGGCCGCCGAAUAAGAUUAUCCCCGUGGAGAACUCUAAACCUCCGAGAAAAUCCGUCGUCACAGAUACUCCGAAACCAUCGCCAGUGAAGCCGCAAUUCUACUUCUCGAACAUGGACGCGCUCAAAAAAGAACCUCCGAAACCCACAAUCAAUUCUCCUGCCGUCGACAAAAUGUCGACGAAGCCAGCGUCGCCUGUUGUAAAGCCUGCACAAGUUAAAACAACACCUGUCUCCACCGCGACAGUUCAACCCCUGGUGUCCAAUAAAACUCAAUCCAACCGUUCGGAGGUCUCGAGGGCCGCCCCGCGACCUGUCAAAGCCGAGGCGAGAUCUUCUCUGGCACCAGUCAGCAGGGAAGUGUCCAAUAAGCCCAACAGCGCGAGAGACCCUAUCGUGUCCCGUAUCGGAGUAUCAGCCAAUAAACUCAUUCCGCCACCUCCGCCCAUCACCAAGAAGCUGCCCGAAAUCCCGGUGAAAAUCGAGUCGCCGCCCGAGGCUCGUGACCCUGUCAAAAGCGCGGUGCGCUCCGGGCCUACGGUGAAUGUCUCUCAAAAAAAUAACAGGAACAACAAAGAGAGCAACGUAGGCAUCAUUCGACCCAUGAUGAACGAUAACAUCGUGUUCAAGGUCAGCCCGAACUUUAUCGUUCCGCCGCAAUGCGCCAGUUUGCCACAAACCGCGACGCAAAUACUGGACGAGCUCGACGCUACCCUGGAGAACUAUUCGCAAAUAAGCGCAGAGCGAAAAUCAGACGAUAGCGAUUACUGCGAACCCGAUGAACGAGAAACGAAUUCUCGCGCCUCUUCGAAUACUCAGAACCCUGUCCCUAGAGAGUCCGGAGUUUUCGCUCCGCAGAUACCUACCCCUAAAUCGCUGGAAAUGCUCUUCAGACCGCCGUCGCCGAAAGUUCUCCCACCCCCGACGAGAUUCAAUGGCUUGGACAUAAUUUCUCAGAUCGAAAUGACGUCGCUGCCUCUCGCCGAUCAGCCGCCGACGCCUCCACCGAUUCCGAGCAGUUGGAUGAAAACUCGGAAGAACAGUCUCUCGUCCGACGAGAACGACGGGCUCAACGAAAUCAACAUCAGCGUCCACCUACGACCGUGUCUCCCUCGACGACCGCUGUUGCUGGCCUCGAUGCCUUCCAGAUUCUCUCCCACUCACGCCUGGAAGAGUUUGGAUCCUGCGGGCAGCGACGGAGACCAUCAUGACGAUAAGAGCUUGUCGGAUUGCGAGCUCAACUUCUCCUCUUCGUCUUCGUCUUCAGAUGAAGACCGGAAAGAGGACAACACACUGAAAGCGCAUCUGUCGGUGGAUUCCGGAAUAACCGGAGGAUACAGUCACCCGAAUCCGAAUCAGUGGACGCCAAAAGAAGAUUUAAUCGACACGGAUUCCGAAAGUACCGGAGGUGGAAACGAUCUGGGCUUGUGCUCAUUGCCGAACCAGGCGCGAUUCACGUUACCGAGCAUGUUUCUACAGAAUUCGGCCGGUGUCGAUUCGAACUGGUCUUUCAAAAGCGGGCCCCAUUCUUUACAACAGAAAAGUCAAUCGUUUGUCUAUCUUCCCCCGCCGAAGACUUCCGACAGCAGUGUAAAUAAUAUCGGACUGACAAACAGCCAGCGAUCUUUAUCGGGUGGCAGGAAUCCCUCGCUAUCAACGGGUGUAUCGCUCAAUAUUGAAGCUCACGACCCCUUGCUUGAAGCAGAACGCCUGAGAGAGAAAGAGCACAAAUGGAUGCAGAAAGUGGAAGAGGAGUUCCGCAAGCGACGUGAGAGAGACCGCCAAGAGCUACAAGAGCAGAUGCAGCUGUUCAAUUCAUUAACGGCGAAUAUCCGUCCCGAUCCCGAGGGCGGUUGUGACCAGCUGCAGGUUCGCUAA